This is a messenger RNA of Trachymyrmex septentrionalis, 3136 nucleotides long. RefSeq lists its product as uncharacterized. NCBI's taxonomy places the organism in Eukaryota, Metazoa, Arthropoda, Insecta, Hymenoptera, Formicidae. The transcript has 6 exons. The record is from RefSeq and is a predicted model, not a curated record. The coding region runs from base 245 to 3100 and encodes 951 amino acids.
CGUGUUUGUGUAAAAACUAACCUACUGAUAUGUCAAAUCGAAUUACCUUGUAUGUAUUUACGACGAUUAAAAACUCCAAACAUAUCUUUACAUCGAUCGUCGAAUUAUAAUGAUAUCUAAAGUGACAUCAAAUUGUGUUACGUUUGAGAAGAUGUAGAUAAAAUUGUAGAUAAAAUUAAAUAAAGCUCAUGAAUAGUGACGGAAACAAGUCAUAAAGAUCGCAUACAUUUGUGACUCUACUAUCAUGAAUUUUGGGGAUAUUAAAAGUGAAUAUUCUUCGAAUCUCUUCAACGUCGUACGUAUACGCGAGAAUGGUUUCUCUCAAGACGCGCAGCAUCGACAACGUAAAUCGCCGCGUAAGAGGCUCAAAAUAGCGCGAAUAUCGGCAUCACUUGCGAUUGAGCAGCUGAAAAGUCUUUUUUGGUGUUCUGGCGAUUCUCUAUCAUACAUUCGAAUGCGUCGAAACUGGCGUCCAGAAUUCUUGAUGAUGUAUCUUGAUGAUAAUCCAUGUAAUUGUAACAACAAAUGUGACACGGUACUACGACAUGAUAAAAGAAAUUUGGUCCCGGAAGUCCCAAAGAUCUAUUCCAUCGGUUUGCAUUGUGGCGCAAGAAAUUUGAGCGACAACGAUUAUCUCUCCAGCUCGUGUGACACGAUAAAGAACUUGAAGAAACGUUUUAUUAUUGAUCGCAGACCUAUGAUCACAUGCAAAUAUUGGGUCACACAGUCAGCUCCAACGACAAGCUUAUUAAUAGAUGCAAUGUCUUUUAAAGCGCAUACAGAUCGGCAGGCAAUGAUAGUCGAUUGUACAGAAUCGAUGGAGAUCAUCCGUAAAUAUAAUCAAACCCAGGAGAGUAAUCAUAAUUAUCGUCAUAGUGAAUUAUACAAACAUGUUGAAGAGAAAACAAACACAUCAGACAUUUCGCGGAAUGAUCGUGCCAUUGACGAUCACUCUUUUAUACCUGAUGACUCUAAGGACUCUUCUGUGAGAACAGAUCAUAAUUGUGAUGGUUCUCGUAUGACUAGAGACGCGCAAAUUCAAACCUCGAACAAAAAGAAUUUGCGACGAAGAAAAAUUAAGAGAAAAUCGAAGCAGGCUACUGAAAGAAUCUCUCAUCGGAAACAUUGCAAUAACGAGCCGCGAAUUGUCACGGAUUUUCGCAUUGGUUCGCAUAAUUCAAGCAGACAAAGCCACCACGAUGAGCCGUGGCUGCGCGUUCGAGUUCUGGAGAACAAGCGCGCCGAGUAUAUCAAUAAAUUCACGGCCGUGAAUCGACAGAUAGAGGAGAUAACGGCAACGCUACGGGAUACCUGCUGCAGUAGCGAGAGCUCGCGAAAUAAUCUGGAGAAUUGCGAUGAAUACUUUUCAUCGAUAUCCGACGACACGAAAGUAAAUUGGAGUGGCGUCGAAAACAAGUCAACAAUUGUAAGAGAAAAAAAUACGUCGAAAGACAAGAAUAGUCUGAUGAACAUUAAAAGGAUCAUCGGAGAAUUGAAAAGUGACACAAGUGAAAAUGUGUCCGAGAUUUUGCACGUUAAUAACCUUAAUAAUGAAACAGUCUUCUCUGCAAAGGACGAUAUUUCUUCUUCGAGAAAGCCAAACGAUUUUUUCGGACGUGACAUUGUCCGAGCGAUGGAGACAGUUUAUUCUUCAAACAGGAUUUCUAUACAGAACAAGACGAAGGCGAAAUGUCAUUUUAUCAAACAACUGUCCCUCGAUCUAGACGUAAUCAAGAACGAGAACGAGGAGCUUCAUGAAUUCUCUAUCAAAAAUGAAUCCUUCGAUAAAGUUUAUCUGAAAAGUAAUUUUACAAUCUCAAAUAACGAUAAGCACAAGAAAGAUUUUGCUCAAAGUUCUGUCGAUUUCAAAGAAUCGAGAUAUUAUCAGAAGACCUUUGAGGAGAAGAUAGGUGAGAUGGCUAUUCUGGAAGACAUCAAGAGAAGGAUCGACAGAGACUUCGAUGAUCCUCCAGGCGAGAGGAGCGACACGGAGGAUUUUUUCACUGUUUCCCGGAAAACCAGUGAUUUUGAUCGUGACAACGUCAACGAUGUGUCCUCAGUGACAAUAAUCGAAAAAUCCAAAUCUACGCCGAUCGUCGCGACGAAUCUCGAGCCGACCGAGAUACAAAUUCACAGCUCAAUGUCAGUUGGUGCUAUGAGCGAGUGCUCGAACAAGAACUCUGCCCUUUCCAAGUACUUCUCCUGCACGCAAAUUCCGAGUCUGGUUUCGUUAACGGAGAACGAGGACGAGCUCGGUGUCGUGGCUGACGAUAGUAUGAUUGAGUCGCAUCGCGGUUCGAACUUCAGUCUGAAUAAUUAUUCGCUCUCGAACUUAGACUCCAGUUUCGAUUGUUCGUGUUCCAGCUUCGAAUAUAUCUCGCGUUACGAUCCAUCCGCGCAGUACAUCACUCCGAAUAAAUCUUUAGCUGAAAUGGUAAACAAGUCGGACGACACGUUUGAGAUAUGCGUUGAAGAUCGCGAGAGUGUCGCGAAGAAUAGAAUUUGUAAUUGGGAACAUCCUUCUAUUGAGGAGAGCAGAGAGAAGGAAUGGCGAACUAGGAAACAGUAUACGGCCGAUUCCACGUUUGAGACGUCGAAGUCGUCGAGGUACAUCGGUUCGAUAGACUCGGGUGUAUUCAGCUCGUCCCUAAUCGAUCUUUAUCCGAACGAGAAAUCCAUUUACGCCGACAAAUCGAAGUUUGAAAAGAAACGCCGCACCGAGACACUCGAUGGACCGUCGACCGUCGUUGAUUCCGGCUCGGAUAGUAGUCAUACCAAUGACACGCUCGAUCGGAAGGUGAACGACGUUGUGAAAGACCUUACGAAGAAUCUGAUACUUUGCGAGAGAAGGGCGAAAAUGAAGCUGAGAGCGAGAGGCACGCGUUACACUCAAGACAUCCUGUCGCGUGCUUACAAAUUUAGCAGAAACCUCUACGACACUUGCUGCGACUUCUUCGACUCAUCUCAGUCGUCCACCGAAGACGAAAGAAUCAUCAGUAUCUCCACGCCGUCACUCUUAUCUUUAUCGGAUUCCGAAAUUGAAGAUCAUGAGUCGAAACGUCAACGUGUCUGUCAACGUUCAAAUUCAAUUCAAAUAUGAACCUAUAAUAAUUGACAAAAACAAUAAUUGGCCAAA